Lizanozyma spartinae is the source of this 783-nucleotide messenger RNA. RefSeq names its product 40S ribosomal protein uS2 (gene YST1). Gene Ontology annotation, cellular component: ribosome; cytosolic small ribosomal subunit; 90S preribosome. Gene Ontology annotation, biological process: ribosomal small subunit assembly; cytoplasmic translation. Gene Ontology annotation, molecular function: structural constituent of ribosome. Lineage: Eukaryota; Fungi; Ascomycota; Pichiomycetes; Serinales; Debaryomycetaceae. The record is from RefSeq and is a predicted model, not a curated record. The coding region runs from base 1 to 783 and encodes 260 amino acids. The transcript has 2 exons.
AUGUCUGCUUUGUUCGAUUUGACUCCAGAAGACGCUAAGUUGUUGUUGGCUGCCAACGUUCACUUGGGUUCCAAGAACGUUCAAGUUCACAACAAGCCUUAUGUCUACAAGACCAGAAAGGAUGGUGUUAACAUCAUCAACAUCCACCACACCUGGGAAAAGAUUGUUUUGGCUGCCAGAAUCAUUGCUGCUAUUCCUAACGCUUCUGAUGUUGCUGUCUGUUCCACCAGAACUUUCGGUCAAAGAGCUGUCUUGAAGUUUGCUGCUCACACUGGUGCUACCCCAAUCGCUGGUAGAUUCACCCCAGGUAACUUCACUAACUACAUCACCCGUUCUUUCAAGGAACCAAGAUUGGUUGUUGUUACUGACCCAAGAACUGACUCCCAAGCUAUCAAGGAAUCUUCUUACGUCAACAUCCCAGUCAUUGCUUUGACUGACAUGGACUCUCCUUCCGAAUACGUUGAUGUUGCUAUUCCAUGUAACAACAAGGGUAAGCACUCUAUUGGUUUGAUCUGGUGGUUGUUGUCCAGAGAAGUCUUGAGAUUGAGAGGUAUCAUCCCAGACAGAACCACCGAAUGGUCUGUUAUGCCCGAUUUGUACUUCUACAGAGACCCUGAAGAAAUUGAACAAGCCACUGCUGAAGAAGCUAAGACUGGUGACGAAGAAACCGAAGAAGCUCCAGCUGCUGAAGCUUCUGAAUGGGCCGGUGAAACCGAAGAUGUCGACUGGGCUGACUCUGGUGCUACUCCUGCUGCUGAAGAUGCUGCUGCUUCCAACUGGUAA